UGUUCAGGAGGAGGAACAAGACAGACCUGUGGAUGGAAGGGCAAAAAGUAAACUAGAAAAAGAUGCUGAGAGAAAACAGGAAGUACGGGGCUUGAAUCCACCCCACAGAGUGAAGUCAAUUUCAAUGACUACUUUCACACAACAGGAAAUAGAAUUUCUGCAGAAACAUGGAAAUGAAGUGUGCAAACAGAUUUGGCUAGGCCUAUUUGAUGAUAGAUCAUCUGCAAUUCCAGACUUCAGGGAUCCACAGAAAGUAAAGGAAUUUCUACAGGAAAAAUAUGAAAAGAAAAGAUGGUAUGUUCCUCCAGAGCAAGCAAAGGUGGUGGCAUCAGUCCAUGCAUCCAUAUCGGGGUCUUCUGCUAGUAGUACAAGCAGCACACCUGAGGUGAAGCCACUCAAAUCUCUCUUGGGAGAAGCUGCACCCACACUGCACUUAAACAAGGGCACCCCUAGCCAAUCUCCUGUUGUAGUUCGAUCUCAAGGACAGCAGCAACAAGAAAAGAAACAAUUUGAUCUACUCAGUGACCUUGGCUCAGAUAUCUUUGCUGCUGUUCCUCCUCAGUCAAAUGCUACAGCAAAUUUUGCAAAUUUUGCACACUUCAACAGUCAUACGG
Messenger RNA from Tauraco erythrolophus (red-crested turaco), 614 nucleotides. The record is from RefSeq and is a predicted model, not a curated record. Lineage: Eukaryota; Metazoa; Chordata; Aves; Musophagiformes; Musophagidae.